Messenger RNA from Rotaria sordida, 1054 nucleotides. The record is from the annotation of a GenBank genome assembly. NCBI's taxonomy places the organism in Eukaryota, Metazoa, Rotifera, Eurotatoria, Philodinida, Philodinidae.
AUGGAAAAAUUAACUUUAAUAAAUAAUAAGCGACAAAACAAUAAACAAUUUGGAAAAUCAAAAAAUCAAAAUCAAGAUUUGUCAAUUAUUGAAUAUCCUUAUCUUAUUGAACUUGAUCUUACUCAAGCUCAGAAAGAUUAUUACGAACAAUUUUUAUUUGACACCAAAAUAUAUUUAACAAAUAAUGUUUGUGUUAAUAUGGAUUACCGACUAGUGAAAAAAGUGACACGAAAUUUUCGAAGAAAUACAACACGAAGUAAUUGUGCCAAAAUGGUUUUCAUAUAUUUUUGUGAAGAAAUCAACAUUUCCUGAACAUUUAAAGGACUAUUUUCCUCAUACACAAAUAUGUUGAUCAUUACUAAAAUACAAGAUGAAUAGAACAGAUUGAUUUAUACAGAAUUUUAAUAUUAGAAAAAGUGUGUGAAAGAAUAAAAAUUAUGGAAAAUGAUGAUAGUUGAAAAUAGUUACGAGAUAACAUACAUUGUCACAAAUGAAAAUAUAUGCUUAUCUACUGAUGUGUAUGUUUUUGAGAAAAAAAUCGAAAUUGAAAAGUAACAGAUAUUAAAAGAAAAAUAAACUAUUAUUUCACGUUAUGAUUGAAAAAUUUAUAUAAGAUAAAAACUAAUUGAAAAUGAACGGAUAUAAACUAAGAAUAAAAAAGAUUUAGAAAUCAAUAUAUUUUUCAUAUAUUUCCAUUUCUCAAGUACUAUAGACAAGUAAACAUUCAUUAUAUAUCAAAGGUAGUACAAUAUACUUACAAAUUAUUAAGUAAGAUGCAAAAUUGGAGUAAAUUUUUUUUUUUCGUUUUUAUACAUGGUUAGAUAGAGUUCGUCGAGCUGAGUAAGAAUAUAUCUGUUUUAAUAUUUUUCAAAAGCGUUUUGAUUAAAAAAAACUCAAGCUUUUUCGAUAACUCUCAAUAGUCCAUUUUUCCUAAAAAACCUCAAAACAUUGCUACAUUCUUAAAAGUUUUUUCAAUUUUUUAAGAAAAUUUCAUUUCUUUGGAAUUGUCAAAAUCAGAUAUUCAGAUUCCUCAUGAAAAACUGCGUUGAUUGGA